AUGCCCAUCGACACCCCAGCGGCUCUUGUGGACGAGUUUAAGAAAACGGGAGAGUUCGAACGUCUGCGCCGAGAACUGCUCGCCCAGUUUCAACAAGAUGAAUCAUACCCGAGCUUUAAAGAGGGAAUUGAGCGUAUUGCGCGCAAGCGAAUGACUAAUGAUCAGGGCAUGCACUUCCAGACCGUCGCGGGGGCUCUCCACGAGCUCAACCAAGAAGUGCAGAGAUACCCGAUAAUUGAACGUGCCGUGGCGAAUGUUCAGCCUAACGCGCCCAUACUGGAGAGUAUGCAACAGACGCUGCAAAAAAUCCUUAACGACGAGAAGAACCCUGGUUCCGCACAGUCCGCACCGAAAGUUGCGCAAAACGGAACAACGACAAGUACAGAAGCCGCUCUAACUGCUGAAACUAAGCCGGAGAACACUGCGCAAGAUCAGGUAGACGGAGAGACUAAGGCUGCCGAUACAGCACCUAUGGUUACCGCUGUUUCCGAGCCGCUGAAUUCUGAAGCUCCCGCUGAAACACCUACGAAUGCUGCCGAUAACCUUGAUGUUACUACCCAAAACACGUCCAGUAGUAAAGAAACAAAUGACCCCCCUAUUGCCCUUCCCGAGCCUAAUGUUAUGAACUCGGAAACUUCCUCUGGUGUCGUUAGCGCCGAAAAAUCUAACGUUAGCAUGGUCGUCGAUGACCAGCCAGAAUCGACAACGAAGGACAUUGAGAUGGAGGAUGUUCAACCGUCAUGA
This is a messenger RNA of Psilocybe cubensis, 744 nucleotides long. RefSeq lists its product as uncharacterized. The record is from RefSeq and is a predicted model, not a curated record. The transcript has 5 exons. NCBI's taxonomy places the organism in Eukaryota, Fungi, Basidiomycota, Agaricomycetes, Agaricales, Agrocybaceae. The coding region runs from base 1 to 744 and encodes 247 amino acids.